CCCAAUUCUUCUCCCAACUGCUUCAGAGUAGGAUUCUGACGACCAUUAUCAACCACUUUCAGAUUCUCGGGACUUUGAUUUAUCAUGGACAGCUCCCCCCUUCGACCAAGUAUGUCUUCCGCAAAUCGCGGAGUGGCGAGCGGACGCAACCGUCGUAAGCGUUCAAGAGAGCCUGAAGAUGACAAUGCUGGUGCAUCUUCCCCCGCUGGCGAUAUCCGAUCAUCCCCUCCUGCCUAUCCCAUCCAGCAUGGAGGCGAUGAUGACGACGAUGUUGAGGAAGAUGUUGAGCUUGCUCUCGAUAUUGACGAUGCCGACGAGAUGGCUGAAGACGAAGACGGAAUUGACCUCUUCGCAAACAAUUUUGAGCGUGAUUACAAGCCUCGAGAGGAUGAUCGCUACGAUGAUCGAGACAUUGAUGAUGAGGGCGACUAUGGUGAUCUUGAUGUUGCCGAGAGAAGACGUCUUGAAGCACGCCUCAAUCGCCGGGAUCGGGAACUUGCCCGCCAACGACGGAUGCCAGCAGCAUUCCUCCAAGAUGAAGAUGACGAAGGUGAUCUCGAUCUUACAGCCCAGCCACGACGCCGCCGUCACCACUACGAUGAAGACGAAGACGAGGAUAUGCAGGAUGAUAUCAUGGAAGAGGAACUGUCUCUUGAGACCCUGCAAGAUGUCAAGGCAUCCAGCUUGGUCGAAUGGGUCUCGCAGCACGCCGUGCAAAGGACCAUCAAGCGCGAAUUCAAGGCCUUCUUGACCGAGUACACCGACGAGCACGGAGUUUCAGUUUACGGAAGUCACAUUCGAACUCUCGGAGAAGUCAACGCAGAGUCCCUGGAAGUCUCAUACGACCACCUCUCUUCUUCGAAGGCUAUCCUGGCGUACUUCUUGGCGAAUGCUCCAGGAGAGAUGCUUAAGUUGUUUGACGAGGUUGCCAUGGAGGCCACUCUUCUUCAUUAUCCCGAUUACGAACGCAUUCAUUCUGAGAUUCAUGUUCGCAUUUCUGACUUGCCAGUUCACUACACUCUCCGUCAAUUGCGCCAAACCCAUCUGAAUUGCCUGGUCCGCGUUAGUGGUGUUGUUACUCGACGGAGUGGUGUUUUCCCGCAAUUGAAGUAUGUCAUGUUCGACUGUAACAAGUGCGGGACUAGACUUGGACCUUUCCAACAGGAAUCCAACGUGGAAGUCAAGAUCUCUUAUUGCCAGAACUGUCAAUCUCGUGGGCCAUUCAACCUCAACUCGGAGAAGACGGUUUACCGCAACUACCAAAAACUCACUCUCCAGGAGUCUCCAGGCACUGUUCCGGCAGGCCGUCUUCCCCGUCACCGUGAGGUUAUCCUUCUGUGGGAUCUCAUUGACAAGGCAAAGCCUGGAGAGGAAAUUGAGGUCACUGGCGUCUAUCGCAACAACUAUGAUGCCCAGCUAAACAACAAGAAUGGUUUUCCAGUUUUCGCUACUAUUCUCGAGGCCAACAAUGUUGUCAAGUCUCAUGACCAGCUUGCCGGCUUCAGACUCACAGAAGAAGAUGAGCAAGAAAUUCGAGCUCUGUCUCGUGAUCCCCAAAUCGUCGACAAGAUCAUCCACUCCGUAGCCCCUAGCAUUUACGGCCACACAGAUAUCAAGACAGCUGUCGCUCUCUCAUUGUUUGGCGGUGUUGCCAAGGACAGACAGGGCAAGCAUCACAUUCGUGGCGAUAUCAACGUCCUCCUACUCGGUGACCCAGGAACUGCUAAGUCACAAGUUCUAAAGUACGUUGAGAAGACUGCUCAUCGCGCCGUCUUUGCCACAGGUCAAGGUGCUAGCGCUGUUGGUCUCACAGCCUCUGUGCGAAAGGAUCCCUUGACCAGCGAGUGGACAUUGGAAGGUGGUGCUUUGGUGCUUGCCGAUAGAGGAACUUGUCUCAUUGACGAGUUCGACAAGAUGAACGAUCAAGACCGAACCUCCAUUCACGAAGCUAUGGAACAGCAAACCAUUUCAAUCUCCAAGGCCGGUAUUGUGACAACACUGCAAGCUCGCUGCGGCAUCAUCGCAGCAGCAAAUCCAAUCGGAGGUCGUUACAAUUCAACGAUUCCAUUCUCACAAAACGUGGAGCUCACGGAGCCUAUUCUCUCCCGUUUCGAUAUCCUCUGCGUUGUUCGCGAUACUGUCGACCCAGCUGAGGACGAGCGACUUGCAAGAUUCGUCGUUGGAUCCCAUGGUCGAUCUCACCCAGCUUCUCAAGCCACCGAUGAGAACCAAGCUACGAUGGAGAUGGAGCAUGAUUCGGAUGUUCGUGCUGGGGCUGUUAAUGGAGGCGAGCCCAAACAGGAGGGAGAGAUUGCACAAGAGCUGCUCCGAAAAUAUAUCCUCUAUGCUCGGGAGAGAUGUAGUCCUAAGUUAUAUAACAUCGAUGAGGAGAAGGUUUCGAAGCUCUUCGCAGAUAUGAGGAGAGAGUCAUUGGCAACUGGAGCUUAUCCAAUUACCAUCCGUCAUCUUGAAGCAAUCAUGAGAAUCAGUGAAGCCUUCUGCCGAAUGCGUUUGUCAGACUAUGUCUCUUCGCAAGAUGUUGACCGUGCUAUCGCUGUCACCAUCGACUCGUUCGUGGGAAGUCAGAAGGUCAGCUGCAAAAAGGCUCUCGCUCGUGCGUUUGCCAAGUAUACCUUGGCUCGUCCGGGUCAAGGGAAGAAGACUGGAGCUGGUAGAAACUUGGAGCGUGGAAAUAGAACUGCUGCGGCGAUGGCUUAGAUUUGUCAAGGGCUGGUUCAGGGCGUUGUGGAUACCGUCUUUUUGUGGAUUAUGAUGAUUGUACCGUACACUCGCAUGACAUAAUGAAGAACUUGAUUUAGGAAUGAUUUGGAUUAUGGAGAGCUGCGUAACUCCGUAAUCUGACGUCGAGGAUACUGCGACAGGAAGCUGAAACGUCUCUUGCGUUGAUACGGCAGCUUGAAACCUUUUUGGAUGAUGCUAAAUCGUUUUGCCACUUCCAGCGCAAUCAUCUUUCGUUACUUGAUAGCUGAGUAACUAGUUUGGGAAGGAAAUAAUAGUU
Molecule: messenger RNA, 3019 nt
Organism: Hyaloscypha bicolor E
Lineage: Eukaryota; Fungi; Ascomycota; Leotiomycetes; Helotiales; Hyaloscyphaceae
Product: putative DNA replication licensing factor mcm2
Exons: 3
Coding region: 85-2718 (877 amino acids)
Biological process (GO): DNA replication; mitotic DNA replication initiation; double-strand break repair via break-induced replication
Cellular component (GO): nucleus; MCM complex
Molecular function (GO): single-stranded DNA binding; 3'-5' DNA helicase activity; ATP binding
Source: RefSeq, a predicted model, not a curated record